Aaosphaeria arxii CBS 175.79 is the source of this 1779-nucleotide messenger RNA. RefSeq lists its product as uncharacterized. Lineage: Eukaryota; Fungi; Ascomycota; Dothideomycetes; Pleosporales. The coding region runs from base 1 to 1779 and encodes 592 amino acids. The transcript is spliced from 6 exons. The record is from RefSeq and is a predicted model, not a curated record.
AUGUGGAAUUUCUUUAUCUUCUUGGCCGUUUGUUUCGGCAUUUUGCCAUCUCUCGCCUUCGUCGCCUCAGAGCCACUGACGGUUGACCAAAUGGAUUUCUAUAUCGGAGCCACCGUUGUCACGUUCAUCAAUGUUCACGCGGCACACAACCCAUACAUUCUCCUCUUCGUCCCGAUACUUCUCUCGUUCGCUUACGCGAACUCACUCCGCGUCCGAAACGUCUUCAAGCUCGACUAUCCGUUCGCUCUUUCACAACUCGUCGUGAAGUCCUCUGAGCUCCUGGCCCAUCUCAUCAAGUCGGGCACACAGCAAACCAUUGCUGAUUUGCGGAGCCAGCUUGCCAUCAAUACCAAAGAACUGAAAGCUGCCAAGACGAACUUGGCAGCAGUUCAUGGUAUCAAUAAGGCACUCAAGACCCGCAUUGAGCAGCUGAACACCCAGGUCUCCGACAAAGUGAGUUACCAGCAGGAGAGUCGGCCCUCCACUCAGUGGUUCUCAGUAGGGGGCGGCUUGAUAAGCAUCGGCGCCCUGCAAGAGAAGUUAGACGACCUUGUUAACACCGUGAGUCAAAGAGAAGCGACCAUCGCGCAAUUAAAGCGCGCCGAAGAGCAGAAGAUGGCCUUCUGGAAGAACCAGUGCCAGUUGGUGGGUGAAGGUGCAGCGGAAAACAGAAAGCUCAUCGAGGUUCUGCGUCCGGAGCUCGAGGCCUUGCGAGCCUCUUACGACAAACUGGCCCGGGAUCACUACACGGCCCAACAAGGAGCAGAUAAGUUCGACCACCUUGUCGAACUUAUCCACCAGUUCGCAGAGCCCGGCGUAAAUCAGGAUCUGCAGGCAGCGACCGUUUGGUUCAUCAACGGACUGCGAGCGCGCGGAGUCGACGUGGAACAUUUGAAGGUGGAUCUGGAUCGUCUGGAUGUCUGGACGAGGUUCGUUCGAGAUGGCCACCAAAGCCUCAUCAUCCCACAACAGGGCCUUCGACUCGACCCUGAGAGGUCGCCCAUGAGGGGCUUAAAGUUGAUCGGCACCACAAUGGUGGACCCAAGGAAUUGCGGUCAUGAGGCCCGCCAGAUCUUUGACGCCGCGACACGGCACAUGCCUGUCGCCCCUAACGGCCCUUUGGGUCAGUACGGGUACCAGCCUGAGCCUACGAGCCAGGCAGUACAGCCUUAUAACGGCCCUAUGGGUCAGUUCGCGUACCAGCCAGAGCCUACGGGCCAGGUAGUACAGCAUCAGCAGGUCACUGCUGUUGCGAACGAAACCCCGGUCUUCGCUUCUGCUGGUCUACCAGCAACCUUUGAGCCCGCCGCCGAAGUACCAUCCCUGGCUUCGAGGAUGACGUUUGGCCCAGCAGAGACUGUGGCUUCCUUCGCUCCCGCUCCCGCCCCCACCUUGGAAAAGCCAUCACUGGCUUCAAGAAUGACUUUCGGCCCAGCAGAGACUGCGGCUGCUCCUCCUCCCGCGCCUGCGCCCGCGCCUGCACCCACUCCGACUCCUAUUCCUGCCUCUGUCCCUGCCUCUGUCCCUGCGGCUGCUCCCGCACCCGUUAACGAGCCUCUGGUGGCGGCCACUGCCGCUGUAGCAAAGAAGCGUAGUGACCCUGACGACGCUUUCGCCAACGUCGAAGCAGAGGUCCGCUCCAAGCGAUCAGGAGCAGGUCGAUCGGCCGCACCAAGCUCGAACAAAACGGGCACAAGGAACACCGCAAACCGGGACAAGGAGCGCCGUCGCCGUUUGGGAGGUGUAUUGGAGUCGACCCUCCUUUCUAAGGGGUCGUGA